GAAAAUGCUCAAAAUUACAUUUCUUUUUUUGCUUUGUGGAUUUUCUGUAUUUGGUUAGGAUGCAGUUAUUCCCAAUAUUUAAUGUGCAUGCUAAUAGAUUAUGAGCUAAGUAGAAUGCAAUAAUUGGAAUUGCUAAUGGAUAAGUACAACAUCAUAGGCAGGUUAUUGUGGAUAAAUUCAGUGUAGUUAACUAAAUUAAUAGCAAUGCCAAGACGAAAACGUUAGAUGUUAUUACUAAGAAUCUAGUUAAUAAAUUAGUUGCUUUGUUUUUGAUACUUGUGAAAACAUUAGAACAACAACUGGAUAGUCAUGCUAAUAAGCUAAUCCAAAGUGUGUAUAAUCAGAAAUAGAUAUAAAUAAAUGUAUUUCCUCAGGAGAAAAAUGCCAAGGAUUAUCAUAAAGUCAGUGUACAGUAACGUAGGAUAUAUAGGACACAUAUACUUUGACAACGGAAGGAAUGUGCUUUUGGAAUGUUUCAUCUUGUCAAGUUGUGAGUCAAUGUGCAGAAAUUUAAUAUGAAAGUAUAUGUAAUAAAAAAUGGCUAAAUUAUGCUUGUUAUUGGACUGGUACAAAAUGUGUAAGUUAAACAUGCUCAUAAUUUCAAUCUUAGAAUACUUGUCGAUUUAUUCAAACAACUCCUUUGAAUGGUGCUUUAAUUCAAUCAUGUUUUUGGAAUGGUCAAACUUGCACAAAUGGAACAACUGAUCAAUUAACUGAAUACACUUGUGCUGCUAAUACCAAUUAUCAUUAUAGAUGGGUACCAAUUGAACCAUUAUUUGGGAUUUGUGCGUAAUGUAUUCUAAAUUAAUAUGAUUUACCUAAUGAUUGUGAUUGUACACAACUAUUACUAUAAUCUGAAUGUAAUAAUUCUCCAAAUUGUAAAUGGGCCAAUGGUAAAUGCAUAAAAGUAUAAUGUUCAGAGUAUACAUCAUAAUAAAAAUGUGCAUAAAUUUAUGGAUGCUUUUGGAAUGCACUUAUAAUUCCUUCUCUAUGUCAGCCAUAUAGUAAUUGUGAGGAAAUAUUAGAAAAGAACUCCUCUACUUGUAUUGCAUCCUCAAUCUAUUGCCCAGGGUCCUAAGAUGGUCAUUGUUUAUCUUAAUCAGGCUUAAGUACAUGUUCAGAGCUCUUCAACAACAAACCUAUUUAACCUAGUAUUUGCUAUAAUUCUAUAGGGAAGGAUGGAUAUUGUACUUAUGAACCAGGAAAUCGCACUUGCACGAAUGUUUCAUAGUGUAGUGGUCAGUUAACAGAUGUCUGUAAUUAAUUUUAUAGAACUUGUAUUUGGAAUAAUAAUAUGUGUUAAAACAAACAAUGCGAAGAUUAUUAAACUCAAAGUAGUUGCACUUAUGUUUACAGUUCCAUUAAUGAAGCUAAUAUCAACAUUUGUACUUGGAAUGAAGACACAAAUAAGUGCAAGAACUUUGAUAAUUCAAUAUACUUUGAUAUAAAUUCAUGCUACAUAUAAUCUGGAAGAACUCAUCGUUGGAGUCAACCACGAAGUACUAUCUAAAAGGGAUUCUGUUUACCAUGUAAAUUUUCACAUGUUUUGAAUGUCAAAUCUAAGUGUGAAUGCCAAGACUUUAGCCAGUAGAUUGAAUGCAUGCAAUCUUCCCCCAAUUGUUAUUGGAAUUAUAAUACAAGCACAUGUCAAAUUUAGAAUUGUAGCUCCUUAACGAAUUAAGGUUCUUGUAUAUUCAACAAAGAUUGCUAUUGGAACCAAUCAAAAAAUUGCACUCAUAUCUCUAAUUCAACUUAAUCAUUUUGUUCAUCAUUAUAGGGAAAUACAUAACAAGAAUGUUUAAGCCAAUCCAUUCUUUGCGCUGGAAUCACCAAAACAGGCUUAUGUUAAUCCUCCUUGCAAUAGUGCAAUGAUUAUUAAGAAUAUUAUUAAUGUUUUGGUUCUUUAGGUGCUGAUGGCUUGUGUUAGUGGAAUCAAACUACUUCUGUGUGUUCAGGUACUAGCAAUUGUACAAAGAUAUUAAACUCCAUCUUAUGCAAUACUAUGUUACGCUCUUGUUAUUGGUAUUAAGGCUAAUGUUAUGCAUAUAACUGCACUUCUCUAUACAGUUUAAACUAGAGUUGUGAUUACUAUCUUAGUUAGCCUAAUUAAAAUUACGAAGUCAAAUUUUGUAACUUAAACGGAAAUGUGUGUGAUGAGACUUAAGAUCUUAAUACUCGAACUUCACAAAACUGCUAUAAUUCCACUGGAGGAAUCGCCAGAUGGGAUAACAAUACUGGAUGUGAAAAAUGCUAUGGUUAAUUAAUCAGUAUCAUUAUUAUCAUCUUGAUUUCCAUAUUAUGA
Messenger RNA from Paramecium octaurelia, 2302 nucleotides. Lineage: Eukaryota; Ciliophora; Oligohymenophorea; Peniculida; Parameciidae. The record is from the annotation of a GenBank genome assembly.